UUUCCCUCAGAACUUCGCCGCCGCGCUCGCGCUCCUCCCCGCCUCCCGGUCCCUCACCUCUGAUCCCUCUUCCCCCUCCCUCCCUCCAAGAGGAAGAAGCGGGGCUCGCGCUCCGGGGACUCUUUUUUUUUUCUUUCCUCCUUCUCCCUUUGUUGUUGUAGGGGGUUGAGCGCGCGCCCGCCCGCCCGCGCGGCCUGGAGAGGAGGGGAGGGGGCUGUGGAACGAGAGAGAGAGAGAGAAAAGAAGAAGGGGGGGAAAGAGCGAGAAAGAAAACCGUAGAACUAUAAACUGGCCGUGCGGGCGGGCGCGCGAGACGGAGAGUAGUUGAUAGUGGAAAGGCGGGCGGGCGAAUAGUUUUUUUUGUUUGUUUGUUUUGGGGUGAGGAGGGCGGAGUUGUAAAAAAUAAGAAGAAAAGAGCUAGUAAUAAGAAGAAGUUAACCGGAGCCGGAGCCUCGGGGGCCGCUGUUCGGAGGGGCGGAGGGGAAAGAGCCGCCGCCGCCGCGCGGGAUAUGAGCUUUUUACCUCAGGUAAUAAGUUCGGAGGUGCUUUUUGUGUGUGGGGGGGGGCGCGCUGUUGUUGUUUGGGUUCCCGCGAGGAGGGAAAGGAAAGCGGGCAAACUCUCCCCCCGGGGGGGGGGGAGCCGGCGAGUUUCGUGGCAGCGGCUCUCCAUUGUGAGCCUCCGGAAUUGGCUCUCUUUUCCUUCCCAUGGGGGGGACGGACGACGGCAACGACGACGACUCUCUAUCUCCGCUUCUCUCAUAAGGAAGCCUCAAAGUUCGGGCCGGAAUUGUUCGCAUUCCUGCCUGGCCCUAGGCAAGAAAGGGAGAGACACCGAGUGAGGGAAGAAGGACGUAGGCGGGGGCUGGCUGGCUGGCUGGCGGGGCUUGUAAGGGGGGGUUGAAGUUGUGGCGUCCACGUAUUCUCCCCCCCCCGUAUUCCGCCGCCCCCCCUCGCCGCCUCAGGAAUUAGGAACAGCCAGAGAUGGGCCUCCAAGGAACUUGGAACGACCAAGCCUCUUGGAGGCAGAGGAGGGAAAAGAGUAUUUUCAUGGGGUGGGGGGGAGAAAUUGGCCUCCUUUGGGCCAGCAGGUCUGUCCAGAAAGAAAAGUUUGCCGCGCGAGAGCAAAUGUUGUUCCCCUUGUGGAAAGGGCUCCCCAGCCUUGCCUGGAAGCCGCAUCCUCUUGCCCUGGAAGCCUUUCCUCUUAAUCCCCCGAUGAGGAAGAGCUGCCUACGGUUUAUUCAAUGGCCAGUGAGAAAGAGGCAACUGCUUUCCACAUGCUUAAAGCAGUUUUUCUCCUCCUCACUAUUUCCAACACUGUUGCAGGGUAAAGCCCUAGUGAGCUUUGGUCUGCGUUAAUUCAGAGCUUGUAUUUAUUUCAUCUGCGACUUAAUCGUUUUUUGAUUUUGAUUUUGCUUCCCCUUUGAUUGGCAGAGCACAAUGGAGACAAGUUUCCCACUGCUCCUCAGGGUAUGGAAUUGUGUUUGAGAGAAGUUGAGAUACGUAGAAGGGUGAGGUCUCCUCCUUCGGCUCAUUAACUUUUCUUUUUUUGCAGAUGGCUUUCAGGAUAGUAGAUCAGCCGUGGCGCUAGGAUCCCGUUUUUCCAGAUACAUUCCUCGAGUGCUUGUUCUCUCUGUGUGUGUUCUUCUCUGGCUCUCCCCACAACUCACUUCAGUGCCUGCAUGGAAUAAGCCAGUCAGAGGCGUCUUCCAGUCUUAUUCUGUCUCCAGUUUGUAAGAGGCUUGUAUCCUGGCAUUGUGAAGAACAGCAAGGGCAACUGCUGUUGGUUUUCAUACCUCUCCCCACUGUAAAUGAGUGAAGGGUCUCUCCUUUUGACAAUGAUGAAAACUGAAGGAAAAGGAGAGAGGACUUUAAGAAGUGCUUCUCCACACAGAAAUGCCUAUAAAGCUGAUUUUCAUGCUAUUAAGUGCAGUUUUGAUUCUGUGAACGCGGAUAAUGCUUCAAAUAGAUCUGGCUCCCAGCAAAAGCUGACCAGCUCAUCCAAUGGUGGAGGUAAUGACCCACAUGUUCGGGGCAGAGCUGUCACCUAUGGCAACAGGGUGCAUAAGAUCAAAAAUAUGUUCAUGCAGAUGGGUGGCUCUUCCACUCCACUUUGUUCUGAGAACAGCCCACCCUCUGAGCCCAAGAUCAUCACCAAAACAGCUGCAAGUGACCCUGCUCCUCCUUCUCCCAGUAGCCCAUCUUUCUUCUGUGUUAAAAAAAACAACCUCCUAAAUAUUGACUCUGUCCCUUGCAGUGGUCCUCAGGAUUCUUUACCUGCUUCUUCGGUUACUGACAAAAUUAUCUGUAGCAGUGAUGAAGGACAUCUAGACAAAGCUGCCCUAGCGGAGAAGUUUUCUGAGACUAGGAAACUUUUUGAAAGGAACACAAAAAAACCAAGCUCAUUGGACAGAUGUACUCCUAGCAAAAAUGAAAGGAUUGAAGAUAGGAGGAGGCAUGGCUCUGCCUCCUCUGACGGUAGUAGUGUGGUUGAUCACUUUAAUUUCAAUACCGAUGUUGGCUCUCAAGUCACCAUAGACAAGGCAGAGGAUCAAGAGAACAGUGAACACAAGGUGCAGCACUCCAGCUCUAGAUUGUCCUCAUUGAAUGCUGGACCUAUUUCUAGAAGACUGGAGAGUUUCCUGGGAGACAGUGACAGUGAAGAGUGUAAAGACACUUCGAAAAAUGAGGGUACUCAAAGUCCAGUCGAGUCGGUGUUCUGCAGUUGGGAAUCACCAGUGGUUAAGGAAGAGCUGUACUUGAAGCAAAAUCAACCUCUUGCCACUCCUUCCUAUUUGAGCAGCAGCAGUACUAGUGAAAAGGAUGAACAGAGUAGGGUCACUGAAGAAGCAUCUGGAAGAGAGCAACAAACCUCUGAGAGGAAUCUGCAGUAUACAAACAAUGUGUCCACUAAAGUAGAUAGAGCCCCAAUAAAAAUCUCUCAGGUAGAAGUAGUUAGAGCUGAAUUGAUAAUGGUGCAGAAUAAAACUUCAGAGAAUGAUGGUGAAAUUGUGGGGGAAGUUAAUGUCUUCCAGAAGGAGAAACCACUCCGAUUUCCAAGCUGGGAAGGUGAAGGAAAUGGCCUCACCUUUGAAGAAAUGGAGAAACUUAGUGGGUGCAGUGAGCCCCAUCAAAAAGGAAUAAAAGAUGUGGCCUCACCGGUGGAAGUUCAAACAAGAGAGCAUGAUCAUGUAGAACAAGUAGGAGAUAGUGAAGAAGAGGAUGAAGAACAAGAAAGGCCAGAAAAUUGUAGUGGAUUUUCUUCCAGUGCUUUUGGGAUAGAGAAUGCAGCUUUUGACGAUGACAGAGAAACAGAGACUUAUAGUCAGGGCCCUGAAGGAGAGGAUACCUUGCCAGAGGAGGAAUACAACUAUGAUAGUAAUUAUGAGGAAUUUCCUGGACUUUCUGAAGAAGAAGAUCCCGAUCCAGAUAGGAAAGUAAAGUUUUCCACAGCCCCAAUCAAGGUAAAGUGUCAUGGAUAAUUGUAUUUUCCUUCCUUUUUCCUAAUGCCUAAUGUGAUGAUGCCAUUUCCAGAAGAUUACAUGUUGUAUGGUAUAAUCAUUGUUGCUUUUGAUUUAAUUAUGGUGACAAAUAAUACUAAAUGUAAUUGUAGAACCCCUUGGCUUCAUCCACCUGGUUUGUUUAGCGGCCAGUCCCUUUUGAUAUUAAUAGGACUUCCAAAUAAGUAUGCCUAUAAUUGGGUUGAAUGAGUGAUAUCCACUGCUUCUUCUUCACUAGUGGAAAGCUUCUGUCAGCAGAACAGUGGCAGAAGGCAGUUUUUGGUGACUCCUCUCUACACCCUCUCUACACCCUCUGCUGUCACUCAAAAACUGCUUCACAGGGUUUCUCAGCCCUCCAGAUUUUGAGGAGCCACAGGAGACUGAAGGGAAGAGGGAAUUACUGAGAAAUUCUUUUCUCUCCCAUUCUCCUGAUGGAUGCCUUUCGUCAGCAGGGGGGAGAAGUGUUGGAUAUCACCCAAAGUAUCUAAGGAAAUAUUUCCCAAUAGUGGUUAAUGUUUGAAGAUGAUCAUUUAUCUGGAACUUUCAAAUUGCUAGGCUUGUACAUGGAUUACCAUUUUAGGGUAGAACGGAUUGGGAAUAUUGUAGAGCUUCGGGGGAGGUUAGGGAGUUGUGUGUUUUCAAAAGUGUGGCAACAUAAAGGUUUGCAAAAGAUGGCACUGUUAACCAAGAUUGUUCCCAGUUACUUUUGCAAGUGUGAUGUGAACCUUGUGUCUUCCUAAAAGAAGUUUGACUUCAGUACUGAAUUAGAUUCACUUUUGCAACAAGUGUUUUUUUAAAGCUUGAAAGUUAACAUUUAAACAGUAUUAGUUGGAUGGUUACAUGAUACACAAAUUAGUUUUAUUAAUUUGCAUACAGCAGUUUACCCGGAGCCCUUAAUACUGGAAGAAACAGACAAAAGUGGGUAGAAUGUAGUUUGGGCACCCAGAAUUAUUUAUGCUUUGGAACAGGGGUAGGCAACCUAAGGCCUGGGGGCCGGAUGCGGCCCAAUCGCCUUCUCAAUCCGGACCGUGGACGAUCUGGGAAUCAGCGUGUUUUUACAUGAGUAGAAUGUGUCCUUUUAUUAAAAAUGCAUCUCUGGGUUAUUUGGGGGGCAUAGGAAUUUGUUUAUUCCUCCCCCCCCCAAAAAAAAUAUAGUCCGGCCCACCACAUGGUCUGAGGGAUGGUGGACCGGCCCAUGGCUGAAAAAGAUUGCUGACCCCUACUUUGGAAUUUAAAAAAAUAUUUAUAAAGCCUUCUGGUAGUGUGCUGCUAAUACAUGGCAAAUUUUAAACUUUAGUUAAAUGUCUGAGGCUGCUGUCCUAAGCAUGCUGAUUGGGCAGUAAGUCCCAUUGAAACUGGUGGGACUUAGUUUUGUAUGUAUAAGCAUGUUUAGAACCUUGAAGUAGGAGUAAAAUUUCACAACUCCAAAUCAAUUCUGUUCCAUAGCUGUUUUAUAUACAGUGGUACCUCGGGUUACAGACACCUCGGGCUACAGACACUUCAGGUUAUAGACUCCGCUAGCGCGGAAUUAGUACCUUGGGUCAAUAACUUUACCUCAGGAUGAGAACAGAAAUCAUGCGGCAGCAGCGGGAGGCCCCAUUAGCUAAAGUGAUACCUCAGGUUAAGAACAGUUUCAGAUUAAGAACAGACCUACGGAAUGAAUUAAGUUCUUAACCAGAGGUAUCACUGUAACCAGAAAUUAUAAGGCUCAUACACAAUGUGCCUAAUGCAGAGGUAGGUAGUGUGGUGACCUCCACAUUUUGUGGACUAUAAGUCCCAUCAACACAGACAGUUGGUUAUGCUGGCUGGGCAGAUGGGUGUUUUAGUCAAAGCAGCUGGAGGGCAAUACCUUUGCUAGCCAUGCCCUAAUUUAUGUGAAUUAUAUGUGUUUUUUACCCUGUUAUUACCUCAGUAAAAAAGAACAAUGACGGGCCAGGUUACUUCCUAUUUGCAUCCCUCAAUCAGUGUAUCCAGCUCUGACUGUACCAGUCACCUGAAAUUAGUAUAUAAAAGAAGAAGAAGAAUUCAAAAGCACCUUCUCACCUCCAAACAGGUACAGUAGUACCUUGGGUUAAGAACUUAAUUCAUUCUGGAGGUCGGUUCUUAACCUGAAACUGUUCUUAACCUGAGGUACCACUUUAGCUAUUGGGGACCCCCACUGCCCCCACGCCGCCGGAGCACAAUUUCUGUUCUCAUCCUGAAGCAAAGUUCUUAACCCGAGGUACUACUUCCGGGUUAGCGGAGUCUAACCUGAAGCGUCUGUAACCCGAGGUACCACUGUAGUUGAUAUUAAAAUUGUGGGCCGACAUGAUCAUGAGGUUAAAGUGUCUUUGCAAUUAACAUGUGUUUGUUUUAAUGUAAAUGGCAGCAACAUUGAAGGGGAACUGAUAAUUAUUGUUACUUGGAUUUCAGAAGGCAUGAGAAAGAAUUUAACCUUUUUCUCACCUGCUGUGAUCUUGAGAAUGAGCUGUUUGAAUUGGGAGAGAUUUCCCUAUUGGUGUGAAUGGGGAUUUCCAAGAGAAAAUGGCACUUUCAAAGGAGGGGUUUUCUUCAGGAUCAUAGCACAGAAGGAAAAGGGUUAAUUUGUCCUCCACAGCUGCUUAUCAGCCUAUACCACCGACAUGCUGCUAUUUGCUUCAUACAAGACCUGCAUGUUAAAUGGGAGACAUAGACAUAUUUAUGGUCUGCUUUGACCCCAUACUGAUAAUUCAGUUGCUCUGUGCCUGAAGAUACUUCCACUGCAGCCAAGUACUGUGCACAGGGAACCUUUGGAUUGAUGCUUUUAUUCUUAUCCUAAUAAGCACCUAGGUAGCCUAUUAAUUUUGUGAUUAUGCAGUAAAGGCCCAACACUUUGGUUUCAUGUUCAAGCAGUAAAGUUUCAAAAAGGAAUUCUGAAGAUCAUGUGACAAAAAUAAAAUGCAGUUUAGUUUAAAAUGCUAGCAUUUAAUAUCUCAGCCUCAGUUAACUUUUGGAAACUAAUGAAGAGUAUGUUGAAAAGGAACUGCUCUGGAUUGCAGCCAGUUGUUGGUCAUUCCGAAUCCAAAACCUCAUUCAUAGCCUAUGGGCAAACUUGAGGUAAACUAAUGUUGACAACUGAUGAUCAUAUGAUAUCUUCGUUUGACUGACUAUUAAAGAAUCAGCUGAUACCUUUCCCACCAUUUCUCUAACACAGGCUUCCUCAACCUCUGCCCUCCAGAUGUUUUUUGCCUACAACUCCCACGAUCCCUAGUUAGUAGGACCAGUGGUCAGGGAUGAUGGGAAUUGUAGUCUCAAAACAUCUGGAGGGCCGAGGUUGAGGAAGCCUGCUCUAACAUAUGUUACCUUGGGCCAACAUGUUUUUACUUUGCUGUAGUAAGCAUCAGUUUUGUCUUUCUUACAGUUCAUUUUUGAUUCCCAGAGCAUCUGACAUUGUGGUUCAGAGAUUGGGAGUACAGUGGUACCUUGGUUCUUGAAUUUAAUCCGUUCCGGGAGUCCAUUCAACUCUUGAAAUGGUUCAAGAACCAAGGCACAGCUUCUGAUUGGCUGCAGGAGCUUCCCGUGCUCAAUCAGAAGCCGUGUCAGACGUUUGGCUUCCGAAAAAGAUUCGCAAACUGGAACACUCACUUCCGGGUUUGCAGUAUUUGGGAGCCUCACUGUUCGACUACCAAGGUACCGCUGUAGAUGGAAAGCUCACAUAGUCCUUUUGCCUAUCUCCUCCCCUUUAUGGCAUGAUUCUCCCUUCUGUUGUCAAUGUUUAUCUCUGUACCAGUGUUAACCAUCGUUAAUUGAAAAAGGUUCCUUCUUACCUAAUGGUUUAGUGGUUAGAGUGUCAGACUAGGACCUGGGAAAAAUGGGGUUGGAAUCCCUACUGAGGCAUGAGACUCACUGGGUGAACUUGGUCCAGUCACUGUAUCUCAGCCUGACCUACCUCACAAUGGAGGUGGGAGAAGUUCUCUGCUGUUCUUAUUUCUCUUUUUUGCUACUUUCAGAAAGAGUAGCAGUAUUCUUCAACUAACAUGGUUCCCUGUAAUUGACCCAGGUGCGCAGAAUAGUGCAUGCUAAUGUUCCUCUCUUGCAUUUGCACUUAGAUGGUUAGGAUUGUGCUAAGCUACAUUUCUUUCUUAAGAUUUUGCAUGUAGGGGGUCCUAUAUAGAACCAUUCAAAAUCUAUACAAUUGUAGGCAAUUACUAUGAUGGCCGUAAAUAAGCAAUUCUUGGUGAAAGCUAAUCACAAUGUUGUGUACUUGAUAUACUGUACCUUAUUUUAAGGGUUUGACAUUAUCUUCCAUAAGCUACUUCCUAUCAUAUCAACGCUUUACAAUGGGGUGGGGUUUCCCACCCAAACUAGUCUUUGGGACAUUCUCGCUUCUUACUUAAAUUGGGCCUGAAAGGCCCCUCUCUUGUACUACCUUGUACAGCUUAGUGACACAUACUUUUUUCUUCCUUGCACCAAUAGCUCUAGUAGCUUAUACAGGAUUCAUAAUUUAAUGAAUAAUAAUGUUUAAUAAUAUUAAAAUAAUAAAAUUUAAUAAUAGAAAUGUUCUCAUUCACUGUGACCAAUUUGAUGGAACAAGACUGAAAGAUCCUCUUUUCAGCUUGGGGUGGGGAUUGUGAUUGGAUGUUAUGAGAACUGGUUUUUCCUUUUCUUUGUAUGUCAUGUCAUUUAGAUCUUUGUAAGCUACUCAUUGGAAGAGCAGAGUAAAUUCAUUCAAACCUUCUCAUUGUCAGUGGUACAGUAAUAAGGCAAAUUUUUGUUUCUGUUUGGGCAGUAAAAAAAGGAAUAGCUGUGGCAAUAAAAAUGGGAAGUAAGGAAUACCUUAAUGUGAUGCUUUGGUUGUGGUUUAUGAACCUGCUAAGCAUAAUAGUAAUGAGAAUCAAGUUCUAGAAUGGUUCUUUGAAAAUAUGAGGUUGACAAAAUGAUUUUUUCUGUAUCAUGGAGAACACUUCUCAGCGCAAGCAUAUACCUAGCAGAAAGUGUAUUGAUUAUAUUUCCCGUGGAUUAUGAAAAUAAAGGGAAGAAUAUAGUCACCUCAGAAUAUUUGUGCCCUUCUGGCUUUUUGAACUAUACUUGGUUAUAAUACUAAAAACUGCACAUAUCAUGUAAUAGUCUCUGCUGUUUUCUCAAAGGUGAUUUGGCAUAUUUGGGGUAUAUUUUUUAUUUUCAAAGGGCUUUGAAGUUGGAAAGGGCCUAGGAAUAUAGAAACCUGUCUUAAACCAAAUUAGACUACUGGUUCCUCUGGUUCAUUAUCAUCCAUGCUGGCUGGUAGUAGCUCUCUAGAAUUUUGGAUGGAGAAUAUUCACAGCCUUAUCUGAAUACACUGCCCCCUGCCAAAGUCCUCAAGUGGCAGGUAUCUCUAAUACCAUCCAACCUCUGCUAAAACCCUAAAGAGAUUUCACCACCUUCAAUAGCAGUGUGUCCCAUUGUUGAAAAGCUCAUACUGCCAGGAAGUUGUUCCUGAUGCUCAGUCUAUAUCCCUUUUCUUGUAAUUUGAAGUUAUUGGUUUCAGUCUUACUCUCCGGAGCAGCAGAAAAUAAAUAAAGUCACAAACUGCAUUUGUUAUUUGUGAGCUGGAAGUGAAGGCUUGGGAAGCUUUCUUAACCUGCUAGCUGCAUGGUGUUAAUGGCAGCCAUACACAUGGCAUGAUAUCUCAUCAAGCAUUUUGAAUACCAGUUGUUGCCAAAGUUGUUUGGGGAAUGUGAAGUUCUGUUCAUACUCACCAUUGUAUCCACACAUCUUACUCGAUAAUCUUUUAAAAUACCUUAACCAAUAUUGGCGUAAUUAGAAAUGAAGACGGGAUAGGGAACUUGUGCUUCCUUAGAUGCUGCUGGACUACAGCUGCCAACAUCUGUGACCAUUAGCCACACUGUCUGGGCUGAUGGGAGCUGAAGUUCAACAACAUCUGGAGGGCCACAGGUUUCUCACCCCUGCUGUAGAUGGUGUGGAAAUUUUCAGAGCACAUUGAGAAUAAAUGUCUUUACAGAAAAUGAUCUUAAGAGAUUUGAAUGAGCCUGUGUUUAUAUUAGGAGAAAUAGAAUUUCAUCUAUAUUACAGAUGACUACCAGUAGCUUUGGUUAUUAGGGGACAAUCUGCUACAAAUGGCAGAAUUAGAACAGGCGCUGGAAAAAUGGAAAUUAAAAUAACUUACAUUGGAAUGUUCAUAUCAUCCAUACUGAUUCAUCCUGCCACAUCAAAACAUGUUAACAGGAAAUAAACUGAUCAUUGCUGAAGUUUAAUAACCAUAGGCCUAAUUGUAUCUUGGUGCUUGUGAAUGAAAUCUCAUUUUAAAAGAUUGUGGAUUUUGGGGGGGAAAUACUUGUUCCAAAAUGAUCACACAAGCUCUAACCUCUGAAAGCAAACACCCUAGUAACCACUGACAGCCAAAAUUCAUAAUUAUGGUAGAUUAAAAGCAAGUGAGUGAGAGCUAAGUCAUACUCAGAGUACAGCAACUAAAAUUUAUGUACUUAAAUACACUGAUUUCAAUGGUCCUGUUCUGAGUAUGACUAAUAUUGCUUAUCAUCCAGUGACUUUAGCUUAUGCAUUUCCUGGAUGGGUGUGAUGUAAAAGUUCUAUUUCACUUGUGACACAGGAACAGAAAGAGCAAGGCUCUUGCAAUUACUUUUGUCAAAGGUACCCAGUAAGGGUGGGAGUGAACACAGUGCUGAAGUGCUAAGGGGGUGGUUUUCCCUUGACAGUGUGGUUGGAGUGAGGGAGAACUCAGUGGAUGUUGUUUGUGUUUUCAGAAUCUAACCUUCCUAUAGGAAACUUUUGGGGCCCAUAUUUCUAGUUGGCAAGCAAAUUGCUCAGAAAAUGCAUUCUUGCAUUGCAGGGGCUUGGACUAGAUGACCCUUGGGGUCCCUUCCAGCUCUACAGUUCUGGGAUUUGCACACACCCACUAUUCAUGAAAGCACCAAAGCUGUUGUCCAUAGGUCUCUACAUACAGAAAACUAGUUUCUCUCCGUUAAAAGCUCAGUUCAUUAGAAGUUAUUGUCUGGGAAGCUUCAUAAUUCAUGUAGCAAUUUGUGGUAUGUGUACAUGUGAGACCUACUUGCCUAGAUAGCCAAUCAAGGUACAGUGGUACCUCGGGUUACAUACGCUUCAGGUUAUAUACGCUUCAAGUUACAGACUCCGCUAACCCAGAAAUAGUACCUCGGGUUAAGACCUUUGCUUCACAAUGAGAACGGAAAUUGUGCAACGGCGGCGCAGCGGCAGCAGGAGGCCCCAUUAGCUAAAGUGGUGCUUCAGGUUAAGAACAGACCUCCAGAACAAAUUACCAUAGAUUCCGGCAUAUUAGGCGACUGGGCGUAUAAGACGACCCUGUCUUAUAUAUUGGCUCGGCGCUGGGAGGAAGCCGCCCAGCGAAGCCAGCUUAGCAUCGCUGGGCGGCUUCCUCCCGGCAUGGAGCCCGCUGUCCACUGCUGCGGCGGCGGCAGCUUCCGAAGCAGCAGUGGGUGCUGGGCUUCGCGCCGGGAGGAAGACAUACCUGGCGUAUAAGACGGCCCCCAACUUCUUAACCUCUUUUCCGGGGUUAAAAAGUCAUCUUAUACGCCGGAAUCUAUGGUAAGUACCACUGUAUUGCCUUGACCAUGACACUACUAGGUUCCUGUGCACAUCGUAUCUCACAGCUACUGUAUCUCAGGAGUUGUAGCUGGCACCUUUUUGGAAUAUAGUGAUUAGCAGGGUUUCUUUAAAAACAUUUUUUCUUAGGACCAAAGCAAAACACUCAAACAUAAAUUACAAAUAAAAUAUGUUUCACUAACAUGAACCUUGAGAAGAAAACAACUGAGGUAAAUAUAUUUCUCUACCCAAAAGCUAUAACAGGUUUUGUUGCACUAUCUCUAUACUCUCUAUACCCUGCAACUUACACACAUUUAACUUGUGCACAUACAGCUUUAUGUAAUAAUAAUAAUAAUAAUAAUAAUAAUAAUAAUGGGUGGAAUAGAGGUGAGGCUCUGGGAAGAAUUGCUUUGGCAAUCCCACUCACCUUUGAACCCAGUUGGUUUUGACUGUAAUACAAUAUUUUGGCUUUAAGUGCAAUCCACAGAAUGUAACCCUUGUGUAAAUUGCGUGCUUAGUAUAAUCCAAAUUGUAACCUCAGUUACUAUCACCUGUUUUAUUUAAUACAACCCCCCUUUUUUCUCUGUAACCCUAGUCUUUGUCUUAUAACCAUCACCAACAGACUUUUCUCAGAGGACAACUGCCUUUCCUCCAACCACCCACUCCCACUUUUGCAGAAUUGUUACUUCUGUGAAGAGUGGAUUGUAAGCUGUGGAAACCCAUCUACCUCUUUGUUAGUUUUUGGUGUUUUUUUUUGCAAUGUCCAGAAAUAUUGGCAAUAUAUAAAUACAGUAAUAUUCUUUUGUGCUACUUUCCCUUUCUGCUUCCUGUACAAAGCUAGAACUUUUGCAUCAACCAUGCAUUGACGUAUGUAGGUUCUAGAUAUGGAACUUGGUUGAAUUCCUGCUUUGCAUGGUAUACAGCAAUUGUGAAUCGUUAAUACUUCCCGUUACUACUUGUGUGCAACGUCAAAGACUGUUCUUGGAAAUUUUGUGUAACAGCCCAGAAUUCUGAAUUAGUUAGAUAGCACUUCAGUGAUACCUAGGGAAUAAAAACUCUUAUAUGAAGAAAUUUGAUUAUGAGAAUUUUUUUCGUCCAUGUCUAGUAACUUGAUUAUUUUAAAAGAAGCUGGUACAGAUCAUACUAUUUGUUUAUUUAUCUAUUUAUUCAUUUCAUUUAUAUACCACCUUUAUCUUCCAAGGAUCUCAAGAUAUAGCAGUUGCUAUUUCUGCUAUGUGGCUUGAUUUCAGAAACAGGUUUAAUUUGAAUAAAAGCAUUUUCUGAAAGAAGGACAUCUUCAUUCCUGUAGUAAAUACAUAACAAAUAUUUGUCUACUUUUUCUGAGGCAUUUUGGAUUACUGCCAAGAUUACUAAAUAUAGUGUUAUCAGAAACUUCAUGUUUCCUGUUCCUGGAAACAAUUUGAUUCUGCACAGAACAAACACAUUACUAAGAUUAUAUUAUUAACAAAUUAUAUUAUAAUAUUAGAAUAUGUCCCAUGAAAUAGAUGGAACUGAGUAAAAUAACUCAGUAGAAAAAAACCAAACAUGUAUAAGUUUUGUUUUUUUGUUUUGUUUUUAAAAAUACUUUACCAAAGACACCCUUCUUUGAAAAAGUGUAGUAGCUUUCAAUGCAGAUUUUUGCCAUCUGCAAACAGAAAAAACUAGCAUACUUCAAACCAGGUUUUGGCUUGUAUGUUUUUCAGACUAUCCUGUCCAAAGUAGAGCUCAAAAAAUGUGCUGAAAAAGUAGAUGUGAAGAGUUUUCAGUAGUCAGGGACUCCCUGACUCCUGUCAGCACCUUUUUGUUUUUUUGUUUAUCACUACUGUUGUCUUUUGCCAAAAAUCCAAGAGGAAGACACACAAACAGAAAGAAUGCAAAAAAUAGAAGCCUAUUCUCAAAAGCGCAAAUUGAUAAGUUUUAUUACAAGCCAUUGAUAAGCACUGUACAGUGGUACCUCGGGUUAAGUACUUAAUUCGUUCCGGAGGUCCUUUCUUAACCUGAAACUGUUCUUAACCUGAAGCACCACUUUAGCUAAUGGGGCCUCCUGCUGCUGCCGCGCCGCUGGAGCACGAUUUCUGUUCUCAUCCUGAAGCAAAGUGCUUAACCUGAUGCAUUAUUUCUGGGUUAGCGGAGUCUGUAACCUGAAGCGUAUGUAACCUGAAGCGUAUGUAACCCGAGGUACCACUGUAUUGUAUUUUGUUCUUAUCACAUUAUUUGACUUCUAUAUUUUUAAUUAUCUGUACAUUGUUCCUGAAGAAGGAACUGCACCCUGAAAUACAUUGAAUUGUAAUAAAUCUUAUUCAUUGACACUUUUGAGAACAGGUUUUUCCUUUUUGCAUGUUUUCUACCUCUUUCUUUUGUCUUAGCUCAGUGGGCUGCCUAUACCCAAUCUUCAUACCUUUUGUUUCUUUGUGUUGUUUUUAAAAUAAUUUUGAUUAUUCGUUCAUUUGAAAACUGGGCCAUGGAAGCAGACCAAAUUAUUUAAGUUAGGAGAUAUAACUCAUAUUCUUAUGUUAAGACUAAAUCUUUUAUUCCUUUGAUGUGGAAUUUUGGUUAACUUUGUGUGGAGUUGAUGACUUUGGGUAAAGACUUCAUAUACUUCAUUGGUUAGAGAAAUUGCAAAAGGGGUAGGAAAAUGAAGGGUUCUGUAUUAGUAUUUACAUGCAAAUAGUAUCUGGUUUUUAGAUCUAGUGAACUCUCAUGAGUGCAAAACUGUUCUAAAACCAUCUCUUAUUUUCUUAGGUAUUCAGUACUUACUCAAAUGAAGACUAUGAUAGACGUAAUGAAGAGGUUGACCCUGUGUCAGCAUCAGCUGAGUAUGAACUUGAGAAAAGGGUGGAGAAAAUGGAGGUUUUUCCUGUGGAAAUUGAAAAAGGUAUGCAUUUUAAACAUUUAUCCUGCAAAAAUAACUUUUACUUUCAGGCCAAAGUGGUCAAAAUGGCCUAGAAUUAAGCCUUGGUGAAGUUGAUGGGAAUUGUGAGUAGACAUAGAAGACUAAUGAAAGGCCUUGUUAGCUGAGUUUAGGAUUGCUUCUUGAAUGUUUGAUAAAGCCUGGAAGGCUGAAAUAGAAAUAUUUUUGAAAAUUGAAUGGAAGAUUGUACAGUACGGGAAUGCGUGCAAAAACAGAAUUCAUUGGUUUGUCACAGUACAUCAUUCUUUUUUUAAGAAUGCAUAAAUGCACUUCUUACUUCAGUCAUCAUAGAAUGACUUCUUGUUUAUGAUUUAAAUACUAUAUUAAGCCAGUAAGGCAUUUUGCACAUAUGACCAAUAAUUAUUAGCUAUGAAUCUAAUUUUAAAAAUACACAGUCUUUUUCUUUUCUUUUGUAACCCAUAGGUGACAGUGGUUUAGGUAUCAGUAUUAUUGGAAUGGGUGUUGGUGCAGAUCAGGGACUGGAAAAGCUGGGAAUCUUUGUAAAAACGAUUACUGAAGGUGGAGCUGCUCAGAAAGACGGUCGGUAAGUUUCCGCUAGGAAUGCUUAUUCUGUUUUGCAGAUAUUAGUAAAACCAAGCCAGAGUAAAAGUAUAUGAACUAAGUUUUAUUACUUUCAGUAUCUUAAUGUUUCACUGGUUCAGUUCAGGUGAAAUGGGAAACCAUGUUUUCCUUCUAUAAGGAUAUUGUGUAUUAGAGAGAUAGUUGCACAACACAGUAGGCCAUGUAAAUUCUAUUUUUUCACUCAUGCAGUGUUAGUGUGCAAAGGUGGAUGUCUUCUUUAAAUAUCCUAUGAGAUUACAGCCCCUAUAUUGUGCUGAAUGUCAUUCUAGAAGGUUCUCCAACCCCUAGAAGCUUGCUUAUUACCACUGUAACAGAAGGAAGGUGCAGAUAGGAUCUUACACAAGCUCUUCGUUAUCAAAAAUGUAUCACUUGGAAUCGAGCAAGUGCAUAUUGCCUCCUUAAGAAGUUCAUAACUAGUUUAAAUAUAUACUCUCCAAGUCCCUACCUGCACUUUAAACAUAUACUUUCAUUUUUAAAGCAAGCAUAUUUGAGUCUGGUUUAGAUCUUUAGUUUCUUUUUCCCUGUGGGAGGGGGCUCAUUUGUGAGGAAAGGUGGGAUAUAAAUAGAAUUAAUAAUCUAUCCAAAAGUUACCAUUGAAAAUAUUCUGUAGGGUGUGUUCUGUAGAACAUAAUGACCAGACAGGCCCUUACUCAUAUGCUUUUUAUUGUUUUCAUUCAAAUGCCCUUUUUUUUAAAACAAAUAUAGUGUGGUGUGUAAUACCAAAUACGUUUAUUCUUUGCCUUGCAGAAUCCAAGUAAAUGAUCAAAUUGUUGAAGUUGAUGGUAUAAGUCUUGUUGGAGUAACCCAGUUUUUUGCAGCAACUGUACUAAAAAAUACAAAAGGCACAGUCAGGUAUGUGUAAUUUUAUAAAAUAGCUAAGCAGGGUUUUUUUAGUAAUAGAGUUGAAGGGGAAGUAUUAAAAUUAUUUCCUGCUGGUGACACUGUCAUUUUAUAUUUGACUUAUUGAUGGUGGUUGAUGGUUUUCUGUAGGUUUCUGAUUGGAAGAGAAAAACCAGGAACUCAGAGUGAAGUAGCUCGACUUAUAAGUGAGACAUUGGAGCAGGAGAGAUGUUUGUAUGAGCAUCAGUAUGCCCAUGAUGAUACAGAACAGGUAUCAAUUAAAAUACAACAUUGCAUGUACGUUGUACACCUUUCCUCUCCUAUGCCCUGCUCCCAAGUUCUUCUCUUGGCUCAUUCUGAGCCCCGUUUCCUGCUGAUCUUGCUGUGUUCUCCACUCCUCAUAACUGUCCACAUAAUCACGAGGCGGUACAGUCACGUUCAGCCUUACCAGUCAAAUAUAGUUCAUAAUGUGAAUGGGCAACUUUGCUGACUGAAUCCACUGCCAUUUUUGCUUUCUAUUCCUUCACCCAAGUAAACUCCCAGGGUCCCCCAAGCAUUUGCUCCAUCUUUGUGGGUGGUGAUGUUUUGAAUGUGUAGAGAUUGUCACUUACCCUGAACACCAGUAAUAGAAAGAAAUAUUACAACUUCCCACUGUACAUGUUCAAAAUAUUUCAGCAAACCUUUUCCUUUCCUGGAGGAUGCUGAGUGGACAGCAGAUGUUUAAUCUAUAGCCCUAGCCAGCAAGUAGCUUUCUUAAAGAGCUAUUUUGAGAAAUGAGAGAGAUAGUGGGCCAGUAUAUUAACCACCAGCCUAUAAAGUACAGUAUUUUUCUGUGUACAAGACAAAUGUUUCCCCCCCAAAUUUUUAGUCAAAAUUGGGGGUUGUCUUAUGCACAGAUUUAUAUAGUAAGUCUUGGGUGAGCUGGUACUCAGGGCCACGGAGAGGUGAGACGGUGUUGAGGUGAGGAGGGAGCCUGGCCGUGGCGCCGUCAACUUUCUCUGGCUGAGGUGAGGCGAAGCCAGACACAGACUGGAGAGGCGAGGCGAGGCUGUGCUGAGGUGCAAGGGAUCGAGUGGGGAAUCGCCAUAAAAAAACUCAACAACCUUUUGGGUGAUUUCCCCCAAAAGCUGAACAACUUUAAAAUAACGAUUUCUAAAUUUUGGGCUCCCAAAAGUAGGGGUUGUAUUAUACAUGGGGUUGUGUUAUACACAGAAAAAUACGGUAUCUUGCUUUUUGUUACCAGUUACUGUAUUUUUCUCUUCAACUUAGGUGUCUGUGAGGGGGCAGGUUGCACUCCUCAGUUGACCGGAUUUAGUCCCAGCGGACUCUGGUUGCUGACUUCUAAUGUAAAAGCUGUAAUAAAGUAAUCUAUGCAACUAAAAGCUUUUGGAUAUGUUUGUACCUGAGAAGUGCCCUCCUAUAAUGAUCAAAUACAAUGGAGUUCAAAACUAGUAUGUGUCUUUUUUGGACAGCAAAUGCAAGAAAAAUGUGUAGUGUUACAAGAGAGUAGAGGAAACACUUCUCCACCUGCUUUCUCCAUGUCAUGAAUAAUUUUAUACACUGCUAUCAUGUAGCCUCCUGCUUGACUUUUCUCUAAACUUAAAAGCCCCAGAUUCUGUAACUUAUUAAAUGGGAGUUUUUCCACUCCCUUGAUCAUUUUGAUUGUCUUUUCUUGAACCUUUUCCAACUUUACAAUAUGCUUUUUGAAGUGAGGCAACUGUUUUUGAGUAUUUCAAGUUGAAUUGUGUAUGGAUUUACACAGGUUGUUGUUGUUAUUAUUUUAAAUGCAAAAAUAUAGAAGUGACAUUUCAAAGCCAUUUUAUCUUUGUUAGAAAAAGUUGUACUUAUUUUCUAUAAUACAUAAUACCUUUUCAGGAUGAUGAUUAUGAUGAAGAUGAAGAUUCUUUUGAAUCACAUUUACAUGGAAAAUCGGUGGAAGUGUUUUAUCUUCCUGAAAAUGAGGAUAUUAAUUUGCCACUAGACAUGGAUUCUACACAGUUUCUGUUGAAGUUUAAAGAGGUAUGAUGCAAUGAUUUGCUGCCUAUUAAAUGGGUAAUUAAUUUUGGUUGGACUCCAUUACAUGUCCCUGUUACAUGUUCUAUUGUCUACAGACAUUAGCAUGAUUCACACAUUUGCCUUAGACUGCACAAAUGUGCAGGCUUCUGCCUUAAAUCUGCUUUGCUCCUCCCUGACACUUUUUUGCUGCUGUGCUGCACUGAGCUAAGGUUUGGCUUAACAUGUCAUCUGAGCUGGGAGUCAUGGUUAAGCUCCCUCCUCCCUAACCAUGAGCCUGUAACAAAGAGCAAACCUUAACCAUGAGUCCUAGUUCAGGCAAUUUAGCUUAGUGUGGCAUGGUUGCAAAGAGGACUGGGAGCAGCAAAAUGACUGCAAUCAACUCUCCAGGAGCUGACACGUUAAUUCAGUUUUACUUAACCAAGGUUUGGUUACAGCAUCUACACUGUAAUUCUAGAUCUAAGGAUAUUUUUCUCCUUAAAUCUUCUGCUGUUCCUUUAUGAAAAGAAUAAUUUAUUAGCAAAUCACUUCUCAAAUGGUAGAUUUCACGGAAAAAGAGCAAGUUAGCAGAAAUUUAUCAAUAUAUGUUAGCUAUAUAUUGGCAGUAUAUUUUACUGAUUACAGAACUAUAUCCAUUCCACUGCCUGCUUGCCUGCCUUUAUUUCACACCUUUCCCCCAGAAGUGAGGCUCAAGGCAACUCAUUUAAAUUAAAGCAACAUGGAUAAACUGCAGAUAGGUGAAAACAUAGGGUGAUAUCAACUGAGCAAGUAAUAAUAAACAUAGGUUGAAAUCCAAAGAGUCUCUUAGAUCCAUAUUGGUUCUUCUGUUUACAUCCAGGAGCUUCCCUGUUUGGUUGAAGUUUCUUCCUCAUCUGCACUGGGAGAGCAGUACUGAAGUGUGCUUUCACAGUUAUUCUGAGUUCUAUGGGUGAUGUCUUCAGCGGCCUCAAAAUCUUUACGUUGAGCUUCUUCAGGGGACAUUUAGAUCUGAGUCUUUAUCAGAUAGACCUUACUAACUUUCUGAUAUAAAAAACAAAACUUGUUUUUGCAUUGGCAUGUGUAAUAUCAAGCCUUCAGAAUAUACUUCUCCAGAGGUGCUUUUUAAAAAACACAAAACUAUUCAAGACCGAAAGUAUAAUCUUUCAGUCUCCACAUGUGUGAGCUAGGGACUUGGUUGUUUGUUCUCAUUUGAAUUAUGCUCCUUUGGUCAUGCUGCAACCCUGAGAGUUUCAUAAGUUAGUAGUGGAUCACUUCUUUUAUUGUUAUCUUGCAAAGGAUAAUCAGUCUGAAAUGUUUUCCUUCUUAGAAUUCUGUCAGUGAAUAAUGAAACUUGAUCACUUACCUUUAAAAAUAUUUAAAUUCACGGCAGAAUCCGUGACCUGGGAGAAGAAAGGAUUGAGGAGGAUUGGAAGAAAUUUAAGAACUAUUUACAAAAAUAUUGCAAUUUGAGUGAAUGCUAAAUAAGAUGCUAGACUAAAAUAACUGAGCACCACUAAAUUUAGAAGUUUUCUAUGAAAAUAAGUAAGACUGUGAAAAUUUAAUUCCCUUUGAAAAUUAUAAGAUUAUGAAAUAUAGAAGCGAUAUAAGAAUUUAAAUAAGAUGAUAAAUUGCUGACAAAAUGUUAUAACGAUGAAAGUGGGAGCGGGAGAUGUGAGGAAGUCCAAAGAAAAUGUGAAAUUAUGUCAAGACAAAGGUCAUAUUGUUUAAUAUGUUUAUUUUUAUUGUAAAACCCAAUAAAUUGCCUUAAAAAAAAAAAAAAAUAUUUAAAUUCAGAUCUUUUUUUCCAGAAAGCUUUUUUAUUUGCUUUCAUAUUUUUAUUUGCUUUCAUAUUUUAUGUUAGAUUUUAUGUUUGCUUUCAUAUUUUAUGUUAGAUAUUCGGUAAAAAGUAUGUGUUAGCAUUACAUUCCUGAACCAGCAAUAGUUGGAAAUGAGUGGUUGACUCAGAAAUAGGAAUACAUACACCAGCAAACUCAUCCAAUAAGCACAGUGUGCUCACCAUAAAUAUUACAUUGCAGAUAAAUAGAUCUCACUUGCUUCAUAGAUCCUUUUUAUGUUUAGAGAUACUCUGAACAUAGCAGUAGAAACUGCAGUAUAGAAUUACUGUGUUUAAGGACUUAAUGAUCUUACAAAAACAACCACCUUUCAUAUACCCAUUGUUUUCUCCUCUGACAAGUUGUUUUUUAUUAUCCUUUUGUAGCUACAGUUGAAGCAUGCAGUUACGACAGCUGAAGUUAACCAACUUAAGGAAAAGGUACAGUUUUAAUAUAUAAUGAUAAAUGAAAAUUGUUUUGGUUUGUAUGUGGAUAUGCUGAGGACAGCUAUGGUGAAACCAAACUUUAAUCAAAGCAAGUAAGCUCAUUAUUUAAAUAAAUUAUUUAUGAUGAUUGAUGAAGGAUGUUGGUCCUUGUAUAUUUUUUCCUUUCUCUUGGUAUUUUUGUUUUAAAUAUAAAUAUGAUGUGUUUAUUAAAUUAUUCCAUGUAAUAAUGCUUUGGAAACAAAAGCAAGCUCAGAACCAUCCAGGUAGAAAUGGCAACUGUAUCGGAGGAAGAUUGCAUUAGAUCUUGCUCUGUGCACCCCAGUUUUAUUUCCAACACACCUUUGUCUGCUGCCUAUUCUCACUUUGUGAAGAGAACAACCUUCUUUCCCUUCAUCAUCUAUAGUGCCAGGCUUGAGAAUUACAUGGUGCAGUCUGAUUUCUUACCUCCUGCUACAGAAGGGAAAAUUUUACCAGGUGCACUGUAGAAAUGUUGGUAUGUUGUCUAUGUGCUGAAAGUUUUAUUAAGAUGGAGAAUUGCAACAUUUGUUGAUAAGGAAAGCGCGUGCGCACACAGACACACACAAAUAAAUUGAAUGUUAGCAUAAAAAACUGUACCAGGUGUGGAUUUUUCAAUCACUGCAGAACUGUGUUGGGAAAAUAUCUGACAGGCAAAGUAGAUUCAUUCUAUGUAAAUUUCAAUAGGAGUCUUUGAUCUGUCAAUAUUAUUCCUACAUUAUCAUUUUAAUAGCAGAGUGGCAAUGACUUGUCGCACAGAGUGAGCUAUGGCUACUGAAUGAAUGAAUUUUAUUAUUACGGUCACAGACCAGUUCCGGCUAUGGCUACUCUCUUUCCUUCUAUCUAAAGUACAGUAUGAAAAGUAAAUCUCAAGCUGCACUGGGACAACUGCUUACAUGGUAGGGAGAAAACAGGAACCUCUGCAAAAGCAUCUUCUAUGAAACUCGUAAAUGUUACUCAAGCCUUGGAUCUGACAACACCAUUGCCAAUUUCAUUUAUUUAAAGCCUUUUAAUCCCACUCUUCAACCAAAAAAGCCCCCAAAUUCCGAUGCAGAUACGGAUUGAAUGUAAAUGUAUACUGCAGCUUCAAUGACUUGUAUGAAACUCUCAAAAUAUUGCUAGCAAUAAGCUGUCUGAUGGUGUAGGCCUUUAGAAAUGAGUUUGUUUCUGAAGGUGGGAUAGCAUAUUUGUCUUCCAUACUGACAGGAGCAGUCUGAAUCUUAGAAGUUUGGUUCCUCAUUUAUUUGGGGUGUGGCCAGAAAUAAAAAAUAAAAUGAGAAUAUGUUGUAAAAUGAAUAAUCCUGAACAGAUUUUGUCUAGAAGGACUUCUAUGAAUCUAAAGCAAUAUUAGCUGUAUCAGUGAUAUGCAAGUCAGUAGCUUUUUGUUGCUGUUGUUGUUUUAUUUUCAUUGCUGCACAUAGCUGCCAACUUUUCCCUUUUCUUGCGAGGAAUCCUAUUUGGAAUAAGGGAAUUUCCCUUAAAAAAAGGGAAACAUUGACAGCUAUGUUGCUGCAUUAGAACUGACUUAUUCUUUUUUAAGACUCAUAAAUGAUUGUGAAGAGUUACAUAGCUGAUACCUAAUACUGAUGAAUUGUUUUUUAAAGUUAAAAGCAUCAGAAGCUGAAAAAAUUGAAUGGGAGUUAACUAAAUCCCAGCUCCAGGAAACUUUAAGUGAGAACAAAGAAAAAAUAAAGAAGUUGGAGACCUAUUGGUUAGAAGCACAAAGUUUAUGCAAAACAGUAAAUGAACAUCUUAAAGAAACUCAGGAACAAUAUGAUGCCCUGGAGAAAAAAUACAACAAGGCCAAAAAAUUACUCAAAGAGUUUCAGCAAAAGUAAGUUCAUUGUCAUUUUCUUUCAGUUAAUCUCAUACAGGACAUUCCAUGUCAUUUCUUGCAUGUACUAUAAGUUAUGCAUAUAUGUCAGUGGUUGAUUUUGGAUGAUGCAGAAAAAUCUAAGAGAGUUUGAUUUCAGUAGUGAAAACACUCUGAAACAUGGAAAGCAUAAAUAGAGGGAAGUUAUCUAAGUUGAUGCCACAAUGGGAAAAUGCAUCGUUUACAACAUCUAUCUCAUCAUCUGACAGAUACACCAUGUAGUUUCUACAGAGUAUUUAAAAACAAAGUGACAAUACUUUGAUAGUGUAUCAUUUGCUAUUAUCUUGGAGGGGCUUUGAGAGACUUUUUGAGGCACCUCAAUUCUCUAAUAAACACAGCAGAGAGGUAAAUUGGAUAGGAUUCAGAGUGUGUAAAUCUAAAGGUAAAUUUUAAGUAAAAACAAAUAAAGAACUUUUAAAGGAACCAGGAGGUCACAUGGAACAUCUGCUAAGCAACAGAUUUAACAUUUAAAAUAGGGUGGCAGGUGGGAGUAGAAUAGAAAACCACAACACAUUUUCUCCUUAGACUGGUUAGUCAAAUCCUGCAACAGGGUCUUCUGUAUGUGCAUUCAGAGGCAUGCAAGAAAAUUGAAUCCAUCAGGCUGCUUACAAUGUUUUGGUCUUAAGGAAAAAUGGAACUGGUCAGGUUAAUAAAAAACAAUGAGAUUACUUAAAAAUGUAUUUUGCUGGUAAGAACAGGCCAUCUUGGUAAGCAGGAGAGGACAGUGGCAAUAGAAAGAGUAGAUGUGGGCAGGAAGGGAGUGAGUGGGAGAACAAAGAACAAGUAGUAAGAAAGAGGACAGGAAGCUGCAAUUUCAUGGAGAUGUUGGUGGUCACUAGUUGUAUAUAACAACCAGAAUAAUACUGUGUAAGAGAUGAGAUUGUAAAAGUAGAAGACUUAACAAUAUAUACUGGUAGUUAUUUUUAGUUUUUCAAUGCACGUUGAUAACUAGCUCAACAUGAUAACUAGCUCAACUAGCUCCUUCUGAAUUGCAUAAUGUGACUGUUUCUUUCCCCUUCCAGAGAAGUAGAACUCAUGAAAAAGGAAGAGGAUCAUACAAAAAUUAUUGGAGAGAGAGACCAGGAGCAUGUAAAUCAGCUGAAAAUAUUGCAGGAGAAGGUUAGACAAGAUGACUUAGUAAUUACUGGCUUUAAAUAUGUUAAAAACUGCUUUAUUGAUUUUUAAAUUGCAUUGUAACAUUUUCAGAUUUCAGAGCUUGAAGAUAAAUUAAAAAUAUAUGAGAGACUCCCAUUUAUGUUUGGAAAUAGCAGUUUAUUUGAAACUGCAACUCCAAGUCCUGAACAACUUACAGAAAACCUUGAAGUAAAAGAUGAUGUUCAAGAAUUUGAGUCUUCAAUAGAGAAACUGGAUUUUUCUGGUAAGUAAAAGUAGAAAUUCAGCAGCAUUUAUUUCUUUGAUUUCUUAAAUAUGUGCUAUAUGUUGUUGCUAUGAAUUUUACAGUGGAAGGUGUCAAUCUUGCUAGUAAGUAGAACUGUUAGUCCCUAGGUGAAGCUUCAGUCUGAUGAAGCAGGAAUAAUACUGAUUCCCUUUGUGUAUAAAUAGGGCUAUUUCAGGGCUUAAAACCUUUACUGCACUUUUACUGCAUCAGUGGGAACCUCCAACCCUGAAAACCUUGGAUACUUCCCCUGUAUUGUUUGAUUCCAGCCAGCGUUCGAAACUCCCAUUUUUCUAGGCGCAUUUUGCGACAGGGAAUUUCAUUAGCACAAGUAGUUUCUGAGCUCUGGGCGCAGUACUGCACCAAAGAUUUCAGAUUAAAACUGUGGAGUUGAAGGAAAGGAGGACCUUUUUCUGCCUCCCCACUUCCAGCUACUCUAUGAGGACUGGAGAAGAUACCCUCUUAAGAAUAUUAGGGUGGGUGGGGAGGAGGAGGACUACACCAUGUGAAAAAUGAGCAUAAUAUUUUAGCUGCAGUUCAUUCCUUUUCAGCUUUGUAUUCUUGCUAUUAAAAAAGUGCACCUAGACCAGGGGUCAGCAAACUUUUUCAGGAGGGAGCCGGUCCACUGUCCCUCGACCUUGUGGGGGGCCGGACCCACCCUCUCCUGAAAGCACCCCACCGCCGCCACUCCACUCACACCGCAGCUGUUGACACCGCCUUGUCUUCGGCAGUGUCGUCGUCGUUCUCUGCCUCGGCUAGGGGUCCGUGGGGCACAGAGCCCAGGCCGCUGGCCUUGGCGGCGAAGGCAGCCUCCCUGCCGUUGCCUUUUCCUCCCGCUCAGGUCUUGGCCAUGCACAGCCAUCUCAGCGGGAAGGAAGGGGCAUUGCCCAGAGGUGUCCACGGCUUUGGAUUGUAUGCAGGGGCUUCCUGGGGCCAAUCUGAAGCCGUGCCAGUGUCGCGGAAGUCAGUCCCCAUGCGACGAGGCCUCCGCUCUGUGCUGGUUAGCGCGGGGGCUGACUUGCGGCAGGCAAGGUUUGUGGGCCAGAUUAACGAGCCCGGUGGGCCGCAUCCGUCCCCCCGAGCCUUAGUUUGCCGACCCCCCAUUGUUGCACCCAUAACCUAGGUUUAAGGUGCCAUUUAGCUCCUAGCUUUCAUUUCUCAGUUUCUAACACCGAUUCCAGACCAUUGGGCACAGGAAACUGCUUGCAGGCACACAGAUCAACUGACUCUUGGCGUCUGCAUGCCCCCUAAGCCUUUGCCUGCAAUGUUGAUUUUAAAUCAUGUGGGCAUAGGAAAACAUUUCACCUGACAGAAUGGUGACUUCAGAUGAUUGCUGUGAAAUGGCCCACAGGGUUUGGGGGAGGUAACAAUUUAGCCUGCUGGCAUCAAAAGGUUCACCACAACUGUAUUGCUGAGUCUAGUUGUCUUCAGGGUUCCUAACUGAAAGAGUCCCUGCUAAGGAAUAUGUCUUUUUUUUUUAAAUGAAAUAUGUUUCCUCUUUCUAAGGGGAAAACUUGCUUGUAGCUGCUCCAACAGAAAGUGCAAUGGUCAUCUUAAAAGUCAAUCUAAAUCUGACCAGGGCAGAUCCUUAACUGGAGUUAAGUGAUAGGAGCACUGGGAUAUGCAUCUCCCAACAUCCUGUAAUAAAGAUCUCCUGAUAUCCUUACUCAUGGUAUGCACAGAAGUUGCAUACAUAAUGAGAAGAACAUAUACAUUUUGUAUCCUCAGUGAAGUAAUAAAUUAGGUAUGUAGUAUUAGACAACUGUUAGACAACUGUUAAUCAACCUGUAAAAGGUGCACAGUACAAGCAAAAUUUUUAAGUUCUUCAAUAUAUUCUUUAAUACAAUCCACUUUGAAUUGCCAUCUGUUUGCUAAUUCAGCAAGGUAAUGCCUUCUGUUGUAAAACUCAGGUAUGGUCCUGACUGUUGUGUACUAACAAAGAACUUAACAAACAACUUAUAAAAGUGCAUUUUAUUGAACCAGCUGCGCUACUGAAAAGGGUGUGCAAGCUUUGGAGUCUGAAUUCUGUGUUUCCAUUCAAUUUAUAGAGAGUCAGAUUACUUAAGACAUUGAAUGCAAGCUUAUAAAAGAGCACUGACUAAUUUUGUUAGGGAGGGAAUGGGGAGACAGAGGUUCUGUUGCUGAAAUAUCAUUUUUAAGGUAACUUUGUUUUGUUUUGUUUUGUUUUGUUUACAGAUUUUGAUACUUUUGUUGGGGACACACCAAGGUUAGACACCAGUGCACAUAAAGCAAAAGCCCAGCUUGCCUUGAAAGUGAAACGUCAGCCACCUUCUCGGUCAAAGCUGAAAGCAUCUCUUGGGGCUGGACAGAAGGAAAUAAACUUGCUGGUACAGUAUUCACUUUAUUGAUUCCCCUCCAGAUAUAAUUUAACUUUGUUUAAAUGCACUCACUGAUGAGAUUAAUUUUAUCAUUUACCCAACACUCCUCUGUACCACCUUUCCACCCUUAAUAAAAUGUCCUGCUGUGAGCUGGGUUUUUGCUGCACAUUUCAGUAAAUCUCUCUUCCUGCUGCCACCACAACAAAUUUAUCUGAAAACUCCACCCCUAAUAUAGCCAAGUAUGAGGCAUGUAAUUUAAUACAAAUAAUAUAUUAAAUAAAAAAGUAUUGAACAGUGGUUGUAUGAUUACUUGAAGUACAUAAGCAUUUGGUACCUUGGACUUAGGCAAUUAUUAAAACUUUAAAUUUAAAAACUUUUAUUUCUUAAUACAUUUUUAGGAUGUGGAUAAUGAUGAUAAUAAUACAGAGGAAAUAAUCCAGAGCAGAUCUUCAGAAGUGACAGAGAAGAUCAUUUCAUCACAUCAGCAGAGUGAUGUAGAUCAAAGAGAUGAGAAGCAUGAGCAUGCUGAAAGCACUGACAGUUUAUUAGAAUCAAGUCCAUCAACUUCCUUGCACUCUUCUCCAGUAUAUAAACCAAACACAGAAAAUAGUCCUGAAACAACUCAGCCAGCUUCUAAUGAUGAUACAACUCCAAAUUCUCCUUCAGGAUGCAGCAGAAAUGUCAAGCAUAGAGACUCAAAAGGCAAAGGAAGAGUGAAUAAAGGUAAUUUAAAAUUCCUAGUGUUUAAAAAUUUUAAGUCCUGAAAAACUGUUGAUACACAGAGUGGUUCUUGCCUCCUGCUAUUAAAAGUUAAACAAUUGCUGUUUCUCCAUUCUUGUACAUUAUGCCUCUAAUGUAAGCAACACUGUAAAUUUAAUGUAAUAUUUAAUCUUCUAUUUAAAUGCAAGAAAUUGCACAGUCAGUAUGCUUCAGUCAUUUGAUGUCACCUUGCAAAAGCAAAGAACAAUAUAUUGCAAAAUGUUUGUCAGCACAGUACAGUUUCUGUUGCGCUUAUCUAUAGAAGAGGCUUUGCUUUCUUUUAAGUUAGGAAGUAUAUCAGUGUUAGACUUCUUAUGUCAUUAUUUUAUUUUACACAGAUGACAAACGAAGUGAAGAAAAGACUGAAUCAAGUGAAGGUGCCUCUGCGGGCAAGUCCAAAAGGCGUUUCCCAGAUUUUGGGUACGGAGUGCAUGUUUUUAAAUGAUAGAAUGUUUGUUAAAAGUUCCUGUAACUGAACUGCAGUUUUAUCAUGUGUCAAAAACAAAUUUGAUGCUAAUCUGCAUAACUGGCAGCUGGGAAUAAUUGUGUGCAUGAUUGUCUCAAAAUUGAAGAUGACACUGGUUUGAAGAAUACGCGUAAGUGGAAAUAACCGCGCUUCAAACUUCUUUGUUCCUCUGGCAUCUCAAAGCUUUAAUAAUUUGCUUCAUGCCGUAAGGGUCCUUCAGUGCUUGAGUGACUGAUCUUUGGGAAUGGCUUUGCCUCAGUCUGCAAUCUUAAACACACUUCAAUAAGAAAUAAAUUUUAUUUGGGAUAGGCACCUUUAGGAUCAGACCAUACACAUUCAGAUAAAUAAAGAACGUUGUUCUGUUGCAUUAUGACAACAUAUAAAGGUUAUAUCUUUUAUUGUAGGGCUUUUAUGUUUAAAAUUUGAGAUAAUAAAUCUAGCUAAAUUGCAGUUGGUUCUGUAUGAGACCAGCAAGUUAUUUUUAAAGUGGAAUGCUUUUAUUGUUGUUUAACUUUGUGCAUCUUUAGAGAAGGAUGCACAGGUUCCCCUGUCAGAGUUGAGGGUAAAAUUACAGUGUAUGUCUAUAGCUCAUAACUGAAAUAAUUAUUCAUGUGUAGUGACAGCUUCACUCUGGAGAAGUCUGGAAAUCGUUCCUUUGUAUCCCUCUCCUUUGAAACCCAAGACAUGAACUCUGGCUCAUAACAGCAGCCACCAUUGUAGCACAGAGCAAAGAAGGCACAGAUGGGAUGGGAUGUAAAGUUGUGGGUGUUCAAGACAAUUCUUGUUUUGGGGGAGAGACCAUAGAUAUCAACAGCUAAGGAUGCACCUAUGUGUCUUGAGUUAUAUUUACUAGGUUAUAUGAUGAUGAGUUGCUUCUUUUUUUCCUUCAGUGUAUAUUCUCAUAAUGGAAUAUUACAAAAUAUUUGUUAUAAUUGAUUGCACUGUGAAAUACAUUUGAAAUGUGAACCAUAUUUCUAUUUAUAAUUGACAAUUGGGCUGGUUCAAAGAUAGUGGGUCAUUUCAGUUUAACUUGAUUGCUUGUGGUCAAUUGGGGAUUGAUCUACUUGUUCUCUCAUUUACCCCACUUCCCAUUACUAUACUUGACUAGUGUGAAUUGACAAUUGUGUGAAACCUAUUGAUUUAUUUUGCAGUAUGCCACAGAUAUAUUGGGACAGAUUUGACUUAGCUAAUUUGUGCGUUUUAUUAAACUACUUUCUUUAAUUUCAGGGGCCUAAGAAAAUCUGGUGGUAAAGGGAAGAAGCAAGAAAAAGAAAAUGCAAGGAGUUCGCUAGAUAGCCGGUACUUAGAGAAGCAUUUUAUGUUCUUAACUAUGCAUUCCAAUGAAUUGUGCAAUUUGAACAGUCAUCUGAAUGAAUAUACAUCAUUCUCAAUUUUAUAUCGCGUUCAUUGUUAGAAUGUUGAACCUCAGUUUCAGUCUUUUUGAAAAAGGAAAGUAUUCAAAGGCAAUCAGAUUUACUUUUAAAGUGUUUCAUAGCUGGUAACAUACUAGUGCCCAGUUUGUAAAAAGAUAACAUAGCAGGAAAGCUACUUCUGAAAUAUUUUAUACAUAAUAAUUUAGACCUACUAGUCUGAAUAACAUUAAAUUGCUUUAAACUGUGUGGUGUAUAAUGUGUUGUCGUGUACUGAUGAUGAAAAUAUGACUCUUAUGUCAUAUCUGUUCCACAUGGUAUGAUUAUUUGUACCAUAGAUUGUCAAAGCUCAUACAUGAAAAAUUACAUUCUUUCAGGGGCUCUCGAGAAUUGCUGGAAGACUCUGUCAACAACUUAUCUGCGUCAGAUUCAGAUUCCCCUAUCCCAACUUGUAUGCCUUUCUCCUGGUUUGGAGACAGCCAUAAAGAGCAUAGUUCUAGUAGCACCCUGAGCUUUUCUCAGGGUGGUCAUGAUGUUGCAUUGGAACAGAGCCAGGAGAAGAACAGAAACAAGGUAAAUGGUGUUUAUUUGUAUAUACUUUGCACAUUUAGAUUUGAUUAAUGUUGCUCAAGAGUUAAAUGCUGUGACAAGUAUCGUAAAAACGAAACAUGUGCAAGUUGUUCACCUUAGGAAAUAAUAUGUUAUGUAUGACUAGUGAUCCCCUGUGGCAUUCAAAAGUAUUUUUACUAGUGCUGACUUAUUUUCUCCAGCUUUCCCAAUUACGAUAAGGCUAGCCUAUUAAGAACAAUGGAUUGCGAUCCAAGCAUGCCCUCCCAUGAACAUAAGGGCUUAUUCUGUUCACAGAAAGAACUCUGAACCAACGGAGGCUUCCACUGGAGGAAAUGGUGUAGUGGAAAUUCCUUGUUAAAGAGUUCAUCAUCAUGUUGCUUUCUGAAAAAACUAAAGGCUUUGCAUGUACACAAAUGAAAAUCGAAAAUCUGCACAUUAAAAGACAAUGGUUAUGGCAAAGCUGUCUGCAGUCACAUGAUGCUUUUUUCUACUUUGUCCUUGCCACCCAUUAAAUGUGCAUGUUGUUGCAUGCUUGAUCCUUUCUAUAUGGUAAUAACUUCGACAAAAAAAAUGUGCUACUCUUCCCAUAGUUUUCUUUCGUUUUGUGGAUUCCAUAUUUGUUUCAGUUUGUUAAAUUAAUCUACAUGUGCAUUUCAAGCCAUCAGCAUCUCAUUUUUUAUGUUUUGGUCUUGGAAAAGAUUUCUAAACCUCGGAAGUGUGUACAAUCUAUGCCAGCAGAAGUUUAACCAACAUAAAAUACCUUAAGUGUUUUUAUGCCUGCUUGUGUCCACAUUCAAUGGUUGAACAGUUUACUCACAUCAACUUGUGAGUUGUCAGAUAGGUGAGACAGUGUGAUUGUGACUUUAGUUCUUCCCAUGCAGGGAAUUGACUCAGGGUGCAAUCUUAUGCACACUUACCUGGGAGUAAGUUCUCUUGAACCCAUCAUGCUUACUUCUGACCAGAGGUGGGGAACGUUUUUCAUUUCUAUGGCCACAUUCCCUUGUGAGGAACCUUCUGGAUGUCUUAUGCUAAUGGUGGGUGUGGCCCCAGGGCUGCAUAGAGAGAGGCCUUCAGGGCUGAAUUUAGCUCCUCUGUCUGACAUUCCCCAUUCCUGAUGUAUAGGGUUGCACUGCCAGUCAUUUAAAACAAAAUGCAUGGUGUCUUUGUCCAGACAGUUGUAGGUCUGUCUUUAGAACUUUCUGAUUCUGUAUCUCUAGCCUUUUCAGUUCAACCCAGGGUUGAUAACUUGCAACUGCAGUGAGCACAGUAGUGCUUAACUACACUUGAAUGUAUAUGGCUUUAAAAGCACCUUUCUGUGCUUGAGCCACAUCUUUUUGUACUGUUAUGAGAGAGUGGUUCAUUGUUUUCUGUUUGCAUAGAUAAGUCUUGCCUGUUAUUGCAGACCUCAAAAGCUAUGUAAGAAUUGUCACCACAUGGUACCUAUGAUAAAUACCAGUGAUACAUUCAGUUUUAUUAAAGUCAGGUUUGUUGUGCUGUGGUUCUCAGAGUGGGAAAUGCAUGUUUCUAAAGAAAUAGGACCAGGUAGGAAGGAUUGCACUUCCCUGAUCUAAUGAAGGAAUGAAGGUUAAAGUUUGAAGAAGCAUUAAAAUAUAGGAAGCUAUAAAGGCUUUGUGCCUGUUUACCUGUGCCCAUAAUUACUUCCUCCUUCCAUAGCUUGUUUCAUAUACACUACUAAAAUAAGGUAACAGACACACCUCAAUUCAUGUGAGCCCUUUGUUCCCCAGGUAAUCUUCUCCUGCCUCCUAUUUUGUUGGGCUUUGUUGCCGUUAUAUUUUUGUGCCUUUGAGUGAAGGAAACUAAAUACACCAGCUAUAAGGCAGGCACAGCAGUGGAGCGUAUGCCUGCGCUACCUGUGGCGGGUUGCAGAACAUGCCCCCGAGGAGUGCGGAGGGCACCCUCCAGUGUGCCAGAGUACAAGGUUGGAGAGAGGUGGGGAGCUCCUGCCUAUUCUCUUCCUGCUUUCCGCUGCUGGGUCAGGCCCGACCUGGCAGGAGAGCUGCUAUGGCCAAGAAUUGGCUGAGGAGAGUGGGAGGCAGCUUUGCCACUCUCUCUCCCCCUGCUGUCUGCCACCGGGUCAAGCCUGACCCAGUGGCGGAGGCAGAGCUACUGCAGCCAGGCGCAAGGCGCCUUGCCGCCUAGGAGGGUGGACAGCAGCUUUACUGCUGCCUCUCCUGCUUUCUGCCGGCAGGUCAGACCUGCUCCGAUGAAGGAGCCUGCUGUGGGGGCACCUUUUUGGGCCCCCUCUCAAAAUUGCACCAAUGCCCCCCCAUGCUACGCCUCUGGGCAGGCAUAGUUUUUCUCGCUUCUUGUGGGCUUGUUGGGAGUGAGAUGGAUUUGAAUCCAAGGCCUCCUUGAUCCAUCACAAUGUGGCCCUAUUCUUUUCCUAUCACCAUUGGCCUCUAGUAGUGGACCAUCUACUCCACCUGCAGAGUGGUAGAUCUUCAGGAUCCAGUGGUCCCCCCCUCUCUAAGGGGCAUAAUUACUACUAAAAUACCCGGUCCUCCCAAUUUUCUUGUUCCAUCUUUGCCUCCAUGAAAUCCCAUAACCAUCACCAUACAUAUGUGUAACAGACAGCUGGCAGGAUAGAAAUACAUGUUACUGUCGAUUUUGGUGCUUCAUUCCAGCCAUCCCUCAGCCUGUGUUAUUUUGGACUAGCUAUUCUCUCCUCCCAUAUUAGACAGGAAGAGGACUCAGCCAAUGCCUGUUGGGCUGCUGAAUAUUAUUACUUAAUGUAUUUAUAUCCUGCCUUUCUCCCAAAUUGUGAUUCAGGGCGGUGAGUAUCUGAGAGGGUGGCAGAUUAGGGAAGCCAGCUUUAGGGGAGGGGGAGUCAGCAAGGGUGCAGCAGGCAAGUGUCAGUCCUGGGGGGGCCCCUCAGCAUUUGCUUGACCAUUGUGGGUGCUAAUGUAGGGCCUGCUUGCUCUAAAUAGGGCAGGUGGUGCAAGGACAGUAGCAAAAGGAAAAGUUAUCAUGGCAGGAAGCCAUACUGCUUCCUGUUUUUCUUACUCUGCCUGCAACUUGAAAGCAGGGAUGGAACAUUUGGAAGCAGAGUCAUUUGUGCUCCUCAAGACCAGGAGCUGCCCAUGGUGCAGGUCUUGGUUCCAGUCUCUGAUAAUCAGAAAACUAAGGUCAAAGUGUAAUCCCUCCCUAGCCCCCAUUAAGGGAAUGAAUUCACGACUAACCCUAUUCAUUCCUGACUAACCCUAUGUGCUGAAAAUAGCUCCCAGAACUCUCUGAAUGUUUCUAUAGAUCAGAUGAUAAGAGCCCAAUACUUGUGUAUUGUGAAUUGGGAGAGAGUCAUGAUGAAUGUAGAUAAGCUUAGUUCAGAGUUACUGGAAAUAAAUGAUUAGUUAUUUUUACUUUUAAAAAAAUAAGACACUGUGCCUCCUUGUGAUUUAUUGUUCCAAGGGGGAAGUUAACAACACAUUAUUUUCACUUGUUUGCAGAGUAGAAUUGUCAUAGAUGAUUCAUACGAUAGCAAGCCAAGUUGUGAUCUGUCAGGGUUAGUGACAGAACCAAAUCUUUCAGGGCGUUCACACACUUUAACCUUCUCUUCAAACGAGGUGAGUUUCAGUGUGUCUGUGUAUUGUUGAUAUCACAAUUCAGACUAUAUUAUGCAAUUUAAGUUUGUCUCUAUGAAAAGAGCAGGUUAUCAUCAUUGCACCUUAAUAUUUUUAUAAGCCCACAUUGAAAAAUGUACCUAGGAGACAAAAAGUAUUUUUCUUGUUAUUAGUUUUGGGUUUGAUAUAUUGUUGACAACAUUUACACUGAGCUACUUUGCAUGUAACCGAAGCCAAACCAGGACUGAAUGUGCAUCUGCUCUACUCUUGCAUUGCAAGAAAAAAAAACACUUUAAUUAAAUUCCUAACAUUAUAAGACAGCUAAUUGAUUAAUAGUACCAUCAGCCAAUGCAGUUUGCUUUCUAUGCUUCUGCUAUUUGUGUGAAUGGCAUGCAUCAGUACUUCUAACAGAAUACACAUUGUCUUCCUCAUUUCAGUCUUUUGGCUGUAGAGCUUAAUUCUUGCUGCGUUAUUUUUGAAAUAUUUUUAGAUCAUUAUAAAGCCAAACAUUUUUUGAAUUUCCUAAAUUGGAUCUUUCAAAACUUUGCAGACUUCAGUGAGGAAGGUUUUGUGGUGCCAGCUAAGUUCAGCCUUCAGUAUGGAGUUUCACAGCUCCUCAUGUAGCAUCUGGGCAUUUGGCCCUAUAGGUACUCUACUCUUAUGAAUAGUUCUUUCUUGAACAGUUUUGUGUCUAUACACUAUGUUGACCUUUCACCUCUCUUUCAAAUUACUCCGUAAUUCAGUUUAGAUGGAUACUGUUCCUUGCGACUCUCUUCCAGUUGUCUUGAGGAUUUUGCACUCUCAGCACAAUAGGGCCGGAUUUUAUUCUUCAUUUUCUCUCUCUGCAUCAACGGGGCUUUCAGAAACUGACCUUUACUUGAUUUCUAGAAAUGGAAUUUGCAUAUCUCUACAAGGAAGGAUGGAGAUAGUUUCCUUUCAGUAACACAAGUUAAUGUUUUUGAGUAAAUAUUGGAUACUUGCUUGUGCUAAACAUUUUAAUGUAACAAAAGGAGCAGUUUAUUUGUAUUUUUAAAAAAUACCGUAUUUUUCGUCCCAUAGGACGUUCCGUCCCAUAGGACGCACCUAGUUUUUUGGGGGGGAAAUAAAGGAAUUUCCCCCCACUUUAUUUCCCCCGCAAAACCAGGUUGGGGAAAUCAAACCAGGUCAAGGAACAGCGGGAUGGUGGCACUGUGCCUCCCCGCUGUCCCCCGAGCUUGUGGGGCUGGCCGAUGUCUGCCCGGCGUGCGGGUGCCCUGAAGCAGAGCGCCCCGCGCGCCGGACAGCAGGCUGCUAUCCGCAGCCUAGGGAGCCCUGCGGGAACUCCCACAGGGCUCCCCAGGCUGCGGAUGUCUGCCCAGCGGGUGGGGCGCUCUGCUUCAGGGCGCCUGUGCACCGGACAGCAGGCUGCUAUCCGCAGCCUAGGGAGCCCUGCAGGAACUCCCGCGCGCUCCCCAGGCUUGCUGAUAGCUUCCUGAAGCCUGGAGAGCGAGAGGGGUCGGUGCGCACCGACCCCUCUCGCUCUCCAAGCUUCAGCGAAAGCCUGCAUUCGCCCCAUAGGACGCACACAGAUUUCCCCUUCAUUUUUGGAGGGGAAAAGGUGCGUCCUAUAGGGCGAAAAAUACGGUAUGUCUACAAGAGUAGCUGACAAGCCUGGCAUUGUGAAACAGGCUCGGAAGAAGUAUUCUGUGUUCACGGACAUCACUUGUUAAUUCCUUGUUUUUAUAUUAUAACUUGAAAAGUUAUUUUGCUUUUAAAUUUGAACAACAAGUGGCUCUUGCAUUCGUGAUCCCUGCUGCUUUCAGGUGGUCCUUGCAUCUACAUUGAAAGUAAAAGAAAUGCUGAAGAGCCCAGGUGGGGAGGCUGUGUGAAGUUUGCAUGCUGUAGCAAAGAGGUAGUUUCCCUUUCCAGUUAAAUUUCUCAAAUUUAACUGAAAAAGUGCCUUGCCUCUUCAGCACUGUAAGGUGCUAUGAUGGAAACUUGUAAGAAACCUGUUUGCCCCCAUAUGCAUGCAUAGUUUGAUCUAGAGCAAUGCAGCAGUUAGUUCAUAAACCAUUGCUAUCAUUUAAAGAAAUAAGCAGUAAACCAAUAAAAAAAUGAGCUGCAAGUACAAUAACAAAAGUAGGGAUCACAUACUACAUUUUUACAAGCAUAUAGAAAGCAACCUUGAGUUAGUGGUGCAAAUGCCAUUGCUGAAUUUUAACAAAAAAAAUUGUAUUAUCAGUACUUCAUUUUUUUAAAGUUCAAUGAAGAUGCAUAAUCAGCAUGGUUAGUCUUUAUGUAUUGUGAUCCUUUUCUUUUCGGCACAGGAUGAAAUAAAGAGUUUUUAGUGUUUGUCUUGAGUAAGAAAGAAAAACUUCCUCUUCAACCAAACACUGUAUGAUAGCUUUAGAAAAAUAGAAAAAUAGUUUUUGUUUCUAGCCUUGGUAGGUCAGAAGUAUGCCCUUUGUCCCCUUAGCUACAGACUCCUAAUAAAAGUUGGGGAACCAAAGAAACCGUGGCACUCUUGUACAAAAUGAAUAUACAGUAAUACAUAAUAGUUUUGUAUUUUUCCGCUAAUGACACAUCCAGACCGAGGUGGUAUUUUAAGUGAUAAGUUGUAAAAACUGACUCACUAUCUCCAUAAAAUGAAUUCAGCAAGAGAGACCUACCCAACAGAUAAAAGGAGUGUUUUGUUCCCUUCUCUCUAGCAUGAAGUGUUCACUCUGAUGUGGACUUUCACCAGCAGUUCAUUUGCUUUGGCCUAAUUUCCAUUUCAAGGGCAUUUGUGAUGUAUGUAUGGAAACAGUAUAAUAUAGGUGGACUUUAUGUGGCACAAACAUAGAGAGUGGUAUGCCAUCAAGUUUUACUUAGAGUAGACCCAUUGAAAUAAAUGAACAUGACUAAGUGAGGGCCAUUAAUUUAUGUAGAUCUACUCUGAGUAAAACUUACCACCUAGAGUGCUGCACCUAGAAGACCAGAAACUGUAUGAUCCUUUACAAUAAUUUAAAACUCUCUUUUGGACAUUCGGUCAGUGAUACCAUAAAACGAGUGAAUUUGAGAAUACCUCUAAGUUAUCGAGCAGGGUCUGAAAAUCCUAUAUCUCACGAACCUGGAAAUUUACACUUGGUUCAGCGAGUCCACAUUUUCAUAAAGGUAUUUACAAUGAGCGUUCUUUAAAUUACUGUGCGUUGAUACAUGUGUUCAGACACUUUGCACUAUUGGAAUUAAAUAAUAAAACAAACUGAAAUAUUGGAGGGGAGACCAGCUAUGCACUCAACAAUUCAAAGUCUUGAAUGUUUAUAUUUUAUAUAUAUAUAUCAGAAAUGGAGUAAGUUAAAUUGCUAUGUACCUAAGUAAAAGCUGAUUUGCUUUGUUAGACUUCCGAUGAUGAACCAUCAACUACAGGGAAACAAAACCAGUGGCACAGUCGGCCCAUUUCUGAAUGGACAACACAACAGGUGUGCCAUUGGCUAAUGGGAAUGAAUAUGGAGCAGUACAUUGCGGAAUUCACAGCCAAAUGUAUAGAUGGACAGCAGUUAAUGCUGCUUGACAGUGACAAGUUGAAGGUAAGCUUGUAUACCUGCUGCCUUAUGCCAUGCCAAAACUAUGCACUGAAAAUCUGAACACACUUAAUAAUAUAAGUACAAAAAGGUAAAGGACCCCCGACAGUUAAGUACAGUCGCAGACGACUCUGGGGUUGCGGUGCUCAUCUCACUUUACAGGCCGAGGGAGCUGGCAUUUGUCUGCAGACAGUUUUUCUGGGUCAUGUGGCCAGCAUAACUAAGCCGCUUCUGGCGAAACCAGAGCAGUGCACAGAAACGCCGUUUACCUUCCCGCCGGAGCAGUACCUAUUUAUCUACUUGCACUUUGAUGUGCUUUCGAACUGCUAGGUUGGCAGGAGCAGGGACCGAGCAACGGGAACUCACCCCAUUGCGGGAAUUCGGACCGCCAACCUUCUGAUUGGCAUGCCCAAGAGGCUUAGUGGUUUAGACCACAGUACCACCCACGUCCCUAAUUAAGUCCUUAAUACCGCGUCCCUAAUAUACUUAUAAGUACUGUACUGUAUAGUGUUAUGUGUUGAUAAUUUAGGGGUUGGCUUCCUUCAAUUCCUUGUUACAUAAAAUAGAUUCAUUUUACUGGGUGUUUUUGUUGUUGAAUUAGGACACACAUUUUUAACGUAUCCUAAGUUAAUGCAUUAAGCUUUGACUGUAUGAAAUGUUAGUAUGUUAAAAAGUAGUCAAAAAGGUUUUCUGGGCUUAUCAGAUGUUGCCAUCUGCUGAUAAAAAACUAUACUGCACCAUGCUAACACAAUGUUACUAGCUUCUCAUAUUCCAUGGCAGCACAUCUGUUUGGCCUUCCUUUAGGGACCUCACAGCAGUCACAUAAAGUAAUGUAACCCUAUUUGAGCAUGUAGAAUGUUUCUUUAGACCCUAACUAUAGGGUGCUACUCUAUUGGGACACGGGUGGUGCUGUGGUCCAAACCACAGAGUUUCUUGGGUCGGUAGUUUGAAUCCAUGCGAUGGAGUGAGCUCCUGUUGCUUUGUCCCAGCUUCUGCCAACUUAGCAGUUCCAAGAGCAUACCAGUGCAAGUAGAUAAAUAGGUACCACUGCCGCAGGAAGGCAAAUGGUGUUUCUGUGUGUACUCUGGCACUUGUCAUGGUCCUCCUUGCACCAGAAGCGGUUUAGUCAUGCUGGCCACAUGACCCGGAAAGCUGUCUGUGGACAAACACCAGCUCCCUCAGCCUUAAAAGCAGCAUGAGUGCUGCACCCCAUAGUCACCUUUGACUGGACUUAACCGUCCAGGGGUUCUUUUUUAUAGGGUGCUACCGUAAGGUUGGGGGACGCGGGUGGUGCUGUGGUGUAAACCACUGAGCCUUGGGCUUGCCGAACGGAAGGUCGGUGGUUUGAAUCCCUGCGACGGGGUGAGUUCCCAUUGUUUGGUCUCAGUUCCUGCCAACCUAGCAGUUCAAAAGCAUGUCAAAGUGCAAGUAGAUAAAUAGGUACCGCUCUGGCGGGAAGGUAAACAGUGUUUCCAUGCGCUGCUCUGGUUUCGCCAGAAGUGGCUUAGUCAUGCUGGCCACAUGACCCGGAAAAACCAUCUGUGGACAAACGCUGGCUCCCUUGGCCAGUAGAGCGAGAUGAGCACCGCAACCCCAGAGUUGUUUGCGACUGGACUUAACUGUCAGGGGUCCUUUACCUUUUUACCGUAAGGUUAUUUUUGAAGAGAGUUGUGCCAGUCCAAAGAAGUUGCUCUGAAGCCCAGCAAAAUUAAUAGGCUUUAAGGUAGCUGCAAGCAACUUGUCCUCUUACUACCAGUACCUCAGCACUGUGAAUGCAAAUGGCCACUGCACCAUGCCUGAGUAGGUAAACUUUAGUAUGAUCUGGCCUGGAUACAGAUAACUACUGAUAGCAAUUUUCAUGGCUAUUGAAGCAUUCCCUUCAUCUUUUGAAGCCCCAUGAAUUGUUGUUGAACAGUCCAGUUCACACUAAUCUUUACUCGCAUGAUCAUGGGUAUACUCAUGAAGACAUUUUAUGACUGUUAGUGAAUAUGAGGGAAAUGUGUGGAUUCGCCCCUUAAGGUUGGUUCUUCCAACUAUGUAUUUAGGAGUCAAGGAAAUUUAAGUAUUUCACAUUAAGCUGUCCCAGGUUUGUACUACUUGCAAACCAUUCUUGUCUGCGCUAAGAUGCUUUUUGUUCUGACUACAACAUUUCUCUUCAGCUUGUUUAAAUCAUUUGUAUUCCUUCCAUAGAUUUGCUGAAUUUUGUAGUUUGCGGGGGGGAAAAUUAGUUUGGAUGUUGUUUUCGUUGUACUGUAAUGAUAAUUAAUGGUUGUGAGUACUGCUGAAAAUCCAAAACUCAUGCAGUAACAAAGGGCAUUGUUUAUGCUGCAAAUAUUUCUACUUCGUAGAAUAUAAUAAAAUGUGUUUUUUUUCUAUGAAAGGCCCUGGGAGUAUCCAGUCAAAAUGACCGAUCAACAAUAAAGAAGAAAAUUAAAGAUAUUAAGAAAGCACAAGAGAAGCUGGAGAAACAGAAAGAAAAGUUUCAAAAGAAAGAGAAAGAAGUCCGGAGAACUGGCAGAGUGGUGGCCACUGUAGAAUCAAGCUGCUAAAAUUCUUUAAAAUAUCCUAUGCAACUACUUAAUCUGGUGUAGUCACAAGGGCUAGUGGAACUAUGCCAAGGUAAUGUUUCAAUAUCUUUAUUUUUAUCAGACUCCCUUCAGCUUGAAGAAGUGUCACAAUUGUAUAUUACUGUAUAAUUAUGAAUGGGGGAGGUGGGAAGUGAUAGCUUUUACAAUAUAGGUUUUUUAAUCUCCCAUUUCUACAGUCCUUCCCUGUUUAUAUGAUUCAUCAAAUGAAAUAUUUUCCAUUUUUUAUAUUUAGAUCGUUAACUUGUACUAAUGAACAGUAAAUUAACUUUGCAUUAAGUAAUGUGUAUAUAUGUAUUACUUAUUCUAGGUCCCUGAAGUGUCUAUCAGAAGUAUAUACAGUUUUGAUGAAUAGGAUGUGAACAUAAAUUGCAGUAUAAUGUUGGGUGGUAUCUGGUAUAGAGAGACAGUAUCAGGUCAUUAUGUUCUGUUGAAGAGAAGUUUGUUGCCACUAGUGUUGUAUAGAGGAAAAAUUAAGUUUAAAAAAUAAUAGAAAAUUAAUUUAAUCGUAUUUUGACUUAAUGAUGUGUUUAAAAUCCUGUAUUUUCCAGAGUUCAUUUUAAAUUCAAAAUGUAUUGUAGUAAUAUAAUUCAUGACUUGCAUCUUGGCUUUCUUAUUUUCUAAAAUAAGAUAACACUAAGUUUCUAAGCUGAGUAUGUUGAAGCAGGAUUUCAAAGUUUAUUGAUCAAUUUUAUACACUUUUGUAUGGACUAUGGGGUUUUAUAAUCCAUGUAAGAUCAAAUUGUAAUACAUGCAUUACACUUUCCUACUCAAGAUACUGAGGACCAAAAAUAUAUUUUUACUAAACUUUCAAUGUUAUUGGUCUUCCUAAUACCAGAAUGGGAAUAGCCGGAGGAGGUAUGAAUUGAAGCACUGGGUUUCUGCAGUGUGUAUAAUUACACUGUAGACUACGAAAUGUCUUCCUGUUCAUGAGUUGCAUUUGUUUUCCAGAACAGUGUCAAACACAAUUGCCAUGUGCUGUUGGGUAACACAUAAUCUGUUGUAGGAAAAAAUACACUACAUUGGAGUGGCACUUUUGAGAAAUGAAAUAAAUUUCAUUCAAAAAAGAA
Messenger RNA from Podarcis lilfordi (Lilford's wall lizard), 39193 nucleotides. The record is from the annotation of a GenBank genome assembly. Lineage: Eukaryota; Metazoa; Chordata; Lepidosauria; Squamata; Lacertidae.